This is a messenger RNA of Armigeres subalbatus, 2763 nucleotides long. RefSeq lists its product as uncharacterized. Gene Ontology annotation, biological process: proteolysis. The record is from RefSeq and is a predicted model, not a curated record. The transcript is spliced from 3 exons. Gene Ontology annotation, molecular function: aspartic-type endopeptidase activity. The coding region runs from base 1 to 2763 and encodes 920 amino acids. Lineage: Eukaryota; Metazoa; Arthropoda; Insecta; Diptera; Culicidae.
AUGCCGGUACCGGAUCUGAGACAGCUGGUGAAGCAGGAGCGCCAUGCUAGAAUUUCGCUCGAUAAUAUAGAGGAGUUUCUGUUGUCGUACCAAGAAGAUCGUGAUAGAGGUGCCGUGGAUCUCAGAGUGAAAAAGUUGGACGAAAUUUAUGAGAAAUACUGUGAAGUGAGAGUUAGUAUAGAGGUGUUAACCGAUGACCUGGAUGUUGGUGAAGGACCAUCUGGCGACGGCGAAGAGGAUGCUUCGAGACUAUCUGCCAUGGCCGAAGCUCGCCAAAGAGAGAAUGAAGAGAUUUUCAAAGAAUUUGAAAACAAGUAUUUUCGUCUGAAGCAGGCGCUUCUUUCGAAGGUUAGUAUACCUACCGAAGUAGGUGUUGAGCGGAAACCGGAAGUGUCCCAGUCGUCACGGACACGAUUUCCGGAAUUGAAGCUUCCAACGUUCUCUGGAAGAUUGUCGGAAUGGAUUAACUUUCGUGACAAUUUCACUUCUUUGAUUCACGAUAACGCCCAACUCAGUACGAUAGAUAAGUUCAACUAUCUGCGUGCUUCCCUGAAGGAUGAGGCUCUUCUUCAGGUAAACCAGAUCCAGGUCACUAGUUCCAACUACACUAUCGCUUGGGGAGUUCUGGAGUCGAAGUUCGAGAAUCACAAACUAAUCGCACAGGAACAUUUGAAAGCACUGUUCGCUGUUGCUCCGAUGAAAGCUGAGAGUUUUCAAGCACUUAAUCAUAUCUUGAUGACGUUCAAGAUAAAUCUUCAACAGUUGGAGAAACUGGGUGAAGACACCGAGCAAUGGAGUACACUGUUAGCUUUCAUGCUAUCCCAGAAGCUGGACGAUGAUACUCUUCGCCAAUGGGAAACGCAUCAUAGCUCCAAGAAUAUUCCAUCGUACAAGGCGAGAACCACUGUGCUAUUCUACAAUCAACAUCGUCGCGUAAGAGUACGGCAUCAUACGCUGCUCCAUCCGUAUGUCAACGUUGCAGGUCAAGGGCAGAAUGUGAAUCAGUCAUCCUCCCAGAAGAACAACAGAGGACCUCAAGCCGCGAACAGUCAGUUUCAGCAAUCGAAUCAGGCCCAAACCCGGAACAACUCUCAACACCUACAGACUACACCAAUCCCAAGUACGUCUUCGCAAAAUGCACGUCCGCCACCUCCCACCAAUCCUUCCACUGUACACCACACUGCUACACAAUCCAAAACACACCACCACUCAAAAACUGCACUACUGUCAACUGCUAUUGUGAAGCUCGGUGAUCGUCACGGAAAUACCGUUCUUGCACGCGCUUUGUUGGACAGCGGGUCUCAAAUAUCACUAAUAACAGAGAACCUGUCUCAACGUUUAAAUUUCCGUCGACUUCGUGAGAAUUUACCUGUUAAAGGAGUGGGUGGUUCUCUAUCUGUUGCUAAACAAUCAGUUCUAGCAACAAUACUGUCCUGCAACUCUGAGUACAAGUCUUGCGAGGUACAGUUCUAUGUACUGUCGAAGAUUACGUCAAGCCUACCGCAACAGCACAUCGAUACUUCGUCGUGGAAUCUGCCUACAGGAGUUUGCCUUGCGGAUCCGAAUUUCAAUGAGCCUGGAGCUAUCGAUGUCAUCUUGGGUGUCACAGUUUUUUACGAUCUGCUGCUGAGUGCACAACUGAAGCUCUCCAACUCUGGACCGAUUCUACGUGAUACCGAACUUGGGUGGAUUGUGGCAGGGGAGCUACCAGAAACCGCUUGCGUCAGCUACAGUACAGUUGCAUCGUCUUCAGUAACCACGGAGCAAGUUUUUGAAGAACUCUCGAAGUUUUGGGAGUUGGAAUCCUGUCACACGAAGAGCUGCUUAUCCAUCGAGGAAUCUGCUUGUGAAGCCAUUUUCGAGGAAACAACUGCAAGGAGCCCUGAUGGGAAGUUUCGAGUUCAGUUACCGAAGAGAAAACACGUUCUGGAGAAGUUAGGGAGUUCAAGGGCGAUAGCGAAGAAACGCUUCAUCUCUAUGGAGAGACGGCUGGAUGCCAAUUUGCAAUUGAAAGCUAUGUACACGGCAUUCAUGCAUGAGUACGUUCAGAUGGGACACAUGAAAGAGGUACAGACGGACGACGAGGACUCGACUCCGGAAUUCUUCAUUCCCCAUCACUGUGUGCUGAAACCAGACAGCACCACAACCAAACUUAGGAUGAUCUGCGAAGCAUCUUACUGCGGUUCCGGAUGCAUAGGUACGCGGUCGUUGGAGACGCAGAAAAAGGUACCGAAUGGUAUGGCAGCAAGCAUCGGAUCAGUUGCUGCACAAGAUUUUCUGGAGGAUUCAAGUCAGGAGCCACUAAAAACGUAUAAGCUCACCACAGUCACCUAUGGCACAUCAUCUGCUACUAGGUGCCUGAAUAAGUGCGCGGACGAGGGUGCGGAGCGCUAUCCUGCAGCUGCAGCUGUCGUUAAAAAGUGUUUUUAUGUAGAUGAUAUGCUGGCAGGAUCACACACAAUAGAAGAAGGGAAGCAGCUAUGCAAAGACGUGCUAGAGCUUCUGAAAGAGUAUGGGUUCAACCUCAGAAAGUGGAAUACAAACAAUCCUGCGAUUUUGGCUGAAAUUCCUCCCGAUCUAAGAGACGAGCGCGAAAUUCUUGAUCUGGACGAAAAGGCUACCGUGAAGACACUGGGUCUCACAUGGGAACCGGCAGCAGAUAAGUUUUGGAUCAAGGUUCCCUACUGGAAGCCUGAAGGGCAUGUUACCCAUCGGAUUGUGUUGUCCGAAAUAGCACGCCUGUUCGACGAGUGGGUCCUGUAA